This is a messenger RNA of Exophiala viscosa, 1480 nucleotides long. RefSeq names its product methyltransferase TYW3-domain-containing protein. The transcript has a single exon. The record is from RefSeq and is a predicted model, not a curated record. Bases 220 to 1296 code for a protein of 358 amino acids. Lineage: Eukaryota; Fungi; Ascomycota; Eurotiomycetes; Chaetothyriales; Herpotrichiellaceae.
AAAGGAAGCCUCACCUGCCAAGGAACGGUCAAUUGGGCGCGAGCCUUGUCACAUAACACUCGACGAGGCUGUGUGACUUUCCGACGAGGCUGAAAGUCACAACCUGUGCAUGUAAAAAACCCACCCUCUAUCUGGGCAAAUAGGUAUUCUCGUCGCACUUGAUCUCCUACAUUCUCUGAGGCUGCCCGUUCACUACCGCAUUUUCCUCUCCCAAGUCUGAUGCCACCACCUCGACUCCAACCCACGAUACCCGCAACCUUCACAGCCAAAAAGUCCGAGAUUCUCUCGAUACUGGGACGUUCGGAGGAUAACUACGCGGACCAGUCUCCUAAGGGCACUGUCGACGAGCAGAUCCGGGAUCUGAUCGAUGAGGUCAAUGCAUACGAUGGCCUCGUGACCACCAGCAGCUGUGCCGGUAGGGUCGCAGUCUUUGUGGAGGGACCAAAGUCCAAUGGACAAGACCGACCGCAACCUGACGAUGCGCCGAGCGAUCAGUCUGAGUUCGAUGGCCGAGCAGAUGAGGCUGAGAGCAAGGUGACUGCAACUACGAUCUCGACAUCUCCUGGCGGAAAGGGAGGAGGUCGUUGGCUCUACGUCUCGCACGAUCCUGUUCACAGUCUGCAGCAUGACAACGGACACAGUGACGCCCUGGACGAGUCUGCCAACUCAGCAGGAACGUUUACCCAGCUUUUCAAUCUAUCCCCCAUGUCAGACAAGUCUCAACCCACUAGCUCAAGCACCGCUGCAUCGAGUCCUCGUCUUAUUCAUCUCUCAUUCUCUCCUCUCAUCCUGCACAUCCACUGCGCAACGCUCCGACACGCGCGUCCUCUACUAGCCGCCGCCAUCAACGCUGGCUUUCGUGAAAGCGGAGUACAAAGCCUCCGGAUUCUAGACGACCCAGAGCGCGGAGUGAUGGUCGCGGUACGUACGGCAGGCUUAUCAUUCGAAACUACCGUAGGUGUUGUUGGCCAUGAUGCGGAGCACGAAGUCAUGCAGAGCGUUGUGAGUGAAGACUACCUUGCGAUGUGUGUCAACGUGGUCAAUGAGCGGUUCGGAUGGAAUGGCGAGCGGCGUGAGAGGUUCAGGACGGAAUUACGGCGGGCGAUGGGCCGCGGAGGGUUUGGACAGCCCCAGGACGAAUGGGAGGACAAAGAAGCAAGAAGAGCACGGAAGAGACAAGAGGGCCUGGCAAGACAGAAGAGGGAGACUGGCGCAGUGGCAGCGACUGGCGCUGGCGAUAAGGCAGGGAACGGUGACGAUCUCGGUGACGGAUUGGGAGCCCUUGGUAUCGAUUGAAUGGAUGUUCUUUACACGCUCGCACUAAACAGGCUCGCUGACAUUGGUCGUGAGACUUGUCUCCGAUCACCCGGCCAGGCUUUCGAAGAACAACGACAGACUUUGACCGUUUAAAACUGGUACCAGAGCAUUCUGGAGACGGCCAUCAAGCCUGUACCUUUCUGCUCGAAUGGGUCAAACAAGU